UUUUCCCCUCGCCCCGCCCCGGCCCGUCGCCAUGUUGUUCCCUCCGCGCUGGACGGGAGCAGCUGGACCUGGAACCUGGCUGCGCUACCGCCGCUGCCUCCUGCUGUGCAGGUCCCCGACCCUCUCUCUGCCCUCAUUGCACCCAGACGGGCCGGCCCAGAGCUCCCGGUUCGUCUUCCGUGUGGCCGCGAGACACUCUUGCACUCCUGUAAUGAGCCUGGCACUGUGAUGAAACACUUUUCCUCUGUUGUUUGAGUGCAUCUUCUCAACAACCCUAGGAGGGUUCUUGAAGCUCUUGAGAUUAACAAUGGCAGGAAAAUCAUCACUUUUUAAAGUAAUUCUCCUUGGAGAUGGUGGAGUUGGGAAGAGUUCACUUAUGAACAGAUAUGUAACUAAUAAGUUUGAUACCCAGCUCUUCCAUACAAUAGGUGUGGAAUUUUUAAAUAAAGAUUUGGAAGUGGAUGGACAUUUUGUUACCAUGCAGAUUUGGGACACGGCAGGUCAGGAGCGAUUCCGAAGCCUGAGGACGCCAUUUUACAGAGGUUCUGACUGCUGCCUGCUUACUUUUAGUGUUGAUGAUUCACAAAGCUUCCAGAACUUAAGUAACUGGAAGAAAGAAUUCAUAUAUUAUGCAGAUGUGAAAGAGCCUGAGAGCUUUCCUUUUGUGAUUCUGGGUAACAAGAUUGACAUAAGCGAACGGCAGGUGUCUACAGAAGAAGCCCAAGCUUGGUGCAGGGAUAACGGCGACUAUCCUUACUUUGAAACAAGUGCAAAAGAUGCCACAAAUGUGGCAGCAGCCUUUGAGGAAGCCGUUCGAAGAGUUCUUGCUACCGAGGAUAGGUCAGAUCACUUGAUUCAGACAGACACAGUCAAUCUUCACCGAAAGCCCAAGCCUAGCUCAUCUUGCUGUUGAUUGUUAGAUGGUUGAUGCAUUCUAACCAACUCACACAUAUACACAAAAUCAACAUGGGGAUGGAGAAGAGAAUUAGCGUUUGCAGCAGUGUAUCAUCUACUAAUAAAAUUAAACUAAUGUAUGUUGCUGCUUCAUUAGUUGGUGGGAGAAGGGACACAUCCAAUCAUGGAGGAAUAUAUUUACUCAAUAAUGGCACCUUACAUUUAUAAAUUGUAACGGUUGUCUAAUAACGUUUCUUUAAUUUAAAUAUGUAAGUUGCAGAGCUAAUAAACGAGAUGACCAAGACAUUAAUUAUAAUUAAAAUAAGAAACUUGACUAUUCUAGAAGUUAUACUUGGAUUUUUUUCCUGGGAAAAUGGAGAACUACUUUUUAUAUGUGUAUGUUUUUAUGCAAUUAGCAUUGUAUUCUUGGUUCAGGGAAAUAAUUUCCUAAAGCAAUAAUGUUAGAUAUUAAAGAUUAAAAUCUAAUGUAUUUGCAA
Rhinopithecus roxellana (golden snub-nosed monkey) is the source of this 1391-nucleotide messenger RNA. RefSeq names its product RAB9A, member RAS oncogene family (gene RAB9A). Gene Ontology annotation, biological process: Rab protein signal transduction; retrograde transport, endosome to Golgi. The coding region runs from base 308 to 913 and encodes 201 amino acids. The transcript has 3 exons. Gene Ontology annotation, molecular function: GTP binding; GTPase activity. The record is from RefSeq and is a predicted model, not a curated record. NCBI's taxonomy places the organism in Eukaryota, Metazoa, Chordata, Mammalia, Primates, Cercopithecidae. Gene Ontology annotation, cellular component: lysosome; late endosome; phagocytic vesicle.